AUGGCUUUGCAGGCUGAACCUUACCAUUUGAGUUUUCUAAAUGAAGAUGAAAGUUGGAAUCUAUUACGUUUUAAGGUAUUCCGAAAAGGGAGUUGUCCUAUAGAUUUGAUAGAAAUUGGGAAGGAAAUUGCAAAAAAGUGUGGAGGAUUGCCACUUGCGAUUGUUGUAAUAUCAGGGCUUCUCGCAAAGAAAGACGAGACAGAAGAGUGGUGGAAGCAUGUCAGUGGAAGUGUAGGUUCCUAUAUUAUUAGUGAUCCAGAACAAUACAUGGAUACACUAGCACUGAGUUACAACCACUUGCCUCAGCACUUGAAACCUUGUUUCCUCUAUUUUGGUGCAAUUCCAGAAGACUAUGAAAUCCCUGUGAGGCAAUUGAUCUCUUUAUGCGUCGCUGAGGGAUUUAUACGGCAAAAUGAGCAGAAAAGCUUGGAGGAAGUGGCAGAGGAUUACUUGAUGGAUCUAAUUGACAGAAGUCUAACAAUUGUUUCAAAGAGAAGGUCUGACGGUGGAAUCAAAGCAUGUUGUGUCCAUGACCUUUUGCAUGAUUUAUGCUUGAGAAAGGCACGUGAGGACAAUUUUCUUCGACAGAUUUCCAGGUAUAACCAGAGUUCUGAAUAUAGGCAAUGUCAAUUGUGCAUCCAUGAUAACCUUGUUGAUAAAGCUUCUUUCGAGCCUUAUGAGGUAUGCACCCGAUCUUUCUUGUCCUUUGGUCGUUCACUUUUUGAUUUACCUAUGAUUAAGGAUGCAUCAUUCAUCUGUCAAGCCUUCAUGCUUCUUCGGGUGUUGAAUUUAUUAUCCAUUAAGAUCUUCUCUGUUCCAAUGGCAUUAGAAAGGUUGGUUCACUUAAGGUAUUUAGCACUUCAUGUUGAGGGAGAGCAUGUCACGCUAAAGAUAUCCAACCUUUGGAACCUCGAAACUAUUAUUAUUAAUGGAUCGAAAGGUUCAUUAUACUUAAAUGGUAUCCAGAAGACGGUGAAUUUGAGGCAUGUGUAUAGUACGCGUCCUAUAAAUAUCCAUGGUGACUCUCCCUCUCUAUUCAUCAACCCGCAAACCACAAGAAAACUCCCUGGUGGCUCUCCCUCGGUAUUAGAGAACGUGCAAACCAUAGGUAAACUUCCUGGUGGACAUGAUUUGGUAUGGUUUCCCAAUCUUAAAAAAUUAAAAUGUCAACAUGACAGUUUUCCAAAAGUGGACUUUUUAGUUCACCUUGAGACACUAAGCUUGAUUUACAAUGGAUACAAAAGGUGUUCCCAUCUUGAUAGGUUUCCCCCAAAACUCAAAAGCCUUACUUUAUCAAACUUCCGUCUACCAUGGGAUCAAAUGUCAAUCUUUGGGAGUUUACCCAACCUCGAGGUUCUCAAAUUGUCAUACAAGGCAUUCGAGGGACCAAGUUGGAGCACAAGUGAUGGGGAGUUUCGCAAACUCAAAUUCUUGAAACUCCGGGGCCUAGACAUUAGGCAAUGGAACACCUCCAGCAGUCACUUUCCUAGCCUUCAAACAUUGUUGUUGGACGACUGUGAACUACUUGAGGAGAUCCCAUCAAGUCUAGGGGAUGUAUCUACUCUAGAGAUGAUUCAGGUACGUUGGUGUAACCGCUCUACGGAAAAUUCUGAUCAGCAAAUUCAAGAAGAGCAAAAGAUCAUGGGAUAUGAUGGGCCUAAGGUCGUUAUCUACGCUUUACAUCAUUAUGAGGUAGUCUUUGAGGAUGUGGACGAGAACGACGAUGAAUGA
Molecule: messenger RNA, 1731 nt
Organism: Cornus florida
Lineage: Eukaryota; Viridiplantae; Streptophyta; Magnoliopsida; Cornales; Cornaceae
Product: putative late blight resistance protein homolog R1A-10
Exons: 1
Coding region: 1-1731 (576 amino acids)
Biological process (GO): defense response to other organism
Molecular function (GO): ADP binding
Source: RefSeq, a predicted model, not a curated record